GCGACGUGCUGCAAUCAAGGUGACAAAGUCCACUCUUCCUGAACGUGGCGUGCUGCGUCAUGCGGCAGUGGGCGGGGCCGAACACCAACACGGAAGUCUGACUGCCUUGCACACUGGCACUGCCCUGAAGAGGAAAUCUGUGCUUUUUUUUUUUUACUCUUUGGACCCCCGGACCUUUAACGGUGACACCCCGGAUACUGCAAUGCUCUCACAGAGGUUCCUGCUGCUUCGGUCGGCUGUGUCCUUGACGACCAGGUCGUUCUGCACAGGUGGCGUGUCGAAGCAGGGCGGGUCGCUGGACAUGGCUGAAGGAAAUCCACUUUUACACGUGUCUAAUGUGCGAAACCGGCUGCGAGAAAUUGUGGGAGCGUCCACUAACUGGAGCGACCACCAGCAGGCCAUGGCGGGCGCGCGCGCGCUGUCGUCCAUGUUGGCAAAGUCUCAAAACGACCUUCCAGCCAAGAGGAUGAAGGACAGCUACCUGGAGGUCCACCUGCCUCUGGGCUCCGAGCCACAGCUCCGAGAGAAAUACCUGACCUUCCACAACACUGUCAGGUUUGGUAGAAUCCUGGAGGACUUGGACAGUUUAGCAGUCCUCAUCUCUUACUCUCACACUUAUAAUGUGGCGCUGAAGAGGUCUCCUCUGUCCAUCGUCACCGCCCUGGUGGAUAAGAUUGACAUGAGGCAGCACAUCAUCUAUCCUGACUGCGACAUCAAGUUCACUGGUCAUGUGACGUGGGUGGGAAAGACCUCCAUUGAAGCCAAGAUGCACAUGUCACAGUACCGUGAUGGAGCUUAUGCCCCGGUUCUGGAUGCUACUUUUGUCAUGGUGGCCCGGGAUCCAGAAAACAAGAGGGCGGCUUUUGUAAAUCCACUGAGGCCAGAAGGCCCAGAGGAGGAGAAAUGUUUCCAGGAAGGAGAAGCUAAUAAAUCCCGCCGUGUGGAGCUGAGUACUGCCUCGUUGCUGAAGGUGGCUCCCACGGACGAGGAGAGGAAGAUCGUACACAGUCUGUUCCUCAACACCCUGGACACAAAGACGGUCAGUUUCCGCAGCAGACUUCUGCCUCCAAACUCAGUGUGGAUGGAAGAUGCCAAACUGAAAGGACUGGAGAUCUGCCACCCUCAGGAGAGGAACAUUUUCAACAGGAUUUUUGGUGGUUUUCUGAUGAGGAAAGCCUACGAGUUGGGCUGGGCCAACGCCUGCUCCUUCGGAGGCUGUCGACCGAGUCUGGUGGCUGUUGAUGAUAUCCUCUUCCAGAAACCCGUGGAGAUCGGCUCCCUGCUGCUGCUCUCAUCACAGGUGUGUUACACACAGGGGAAGUACAUCCAGGUGAGAGUUCACAGCGAGGUGUUCGACCCGCUGACCCGCCAGCACAACACCACCAACGUCUUCCACUUCACCUUCUUUUCUGACCGCGACGUCCCCAACGUAAUUCCAAACACAUAUGGAGAGUCGAUGCUGUACCUGGACGGGAAGAGACACUUUAAUCAGACUGUGGAGCACUGAAAGCAACAUGUCUGCUGCCUGCCAAAGCCCUUCAGCGUCUGACCGACGACGCCUUUGUGUGUGUGUGUGUGUGUGUGUGUGUGUGUGUUAGAGGUCAGUCGAGAAGAAUGAAUGCAGCUACAUCCUUUUUAUAUCACGCCUUGUCGACUUUGAUUCCCGUGACUUUAUUUGUUCUGGUGGUUUACGUUUUGGUGUAGAGAUGACGACUACAGUGCAACAGAAAGACAGCUUUUUUUUUUAUUAUUAUUAAAUUAUAUUUUAUUCACUCUUGGUUUCACACUUGUAACCAGGGUUACCAGAUGGUUGGUUUGGAAACCAGUCAGUGUUUACAGAUUCUCAACAGUCAUGUUUGACUGGUGGAAAUGAAGCAAACAUUCAGUUUCCUGGCCUUGUCAUAACCUCAUAUACUGUGUUCCUGAUAUGCAUGGCUUUACAGUUAUAUUACAUUUUUAUACUCCGCUGUAACUUAUACGCACAAACACUCUUUGACUUUACUUUUUUUAUGUUGAAUGGGAAUCUUUAUUCUGAAUGUGUCUGCUGCGAGAGGGAAGAGGGUGUUCGUAAGUCGUGUAUUUACUCAAAUGCAAUAAAUGAAUUCCUAUUUAUCCUGA
Messenger RNA from Siniperca chuatsi (mandarin fish), 2118 nucleotides. Its product is annotated as acyl-coenzyme A thioesterase 9, mitochondrial-like. Gene Ontology annotation, molecular function: fatty acyl-CoA hydrolase activity. Bases 203 to 1507 code for a protein of 434 amino acids. Gene Ontology annotation, cellular component: mitochondrion. Lineage: Eukaryota; Metazoa; Chordata; Actinopteri; Centrarchiformes; Sinipercidae. The transcript is spliced from 16 exons. Gene Ontology annotation, biological process: acyl-CoA metabolic process. The record is from RefSeq and is a predicted model, not a curated record.